Sorex araneus (European shrew) is the source of this 1664-nucleotide messenger RNA. RefSeq names its product hydroxysteroid 11-beta dehydrogenase 2 (gene HSD11B2). The record is from RefSeq and is a predicted model, not a curated record. The transcript is spliced from 5 exons. NCBI's taxonomy places the organism in Eukaryota, Metazoa, Chordata, Mammalia, Eulipotyphla, Soricidae. Bases 1 to 1221 code for a protein of 406 amino acids. Gene Ontology annotation, molecular function: oxidoreductase activity.
AUGGAGCGCUGGCCCUGGCCGUCGGGCGGCGCCUGGCUGCUCGUGGCUGCCCGUGCGCUGCUGCAGCUGCUGCGCGCAGACCUGCGUCUGGGCCGCCCGCUGCUGGCGGCGCUGGCGCUGCUGGCCGCGCUCGACUGGCUGUGCCAGCGCCUGCUGCCCCCGCUGGCCGCGCUCGCCGUGCUGGCCGCCGCCGGCUGGAUCGCGUUGUCCCGGCUGGCGCGCCCGCCGCGCCUGCCCGUGGCCACUCGCGCGGUGCUCAUCACCGGCUGUGACACUGGUUUUGGCAAGGAGACGGCCAAGAAGCUGGACACCAUGGGUUUCACAGUGCUGGCCACGGUGCUGCAGUUGGAGAGUCCCGGGGCCCUCGAGCUUCGCGCCUGCUGCUCCUCGCGCCUCAAGCUGCUGCAAAUGGACCUGACCAAGCCUGCAGACAUCAGCCGGGUGCUGGAGUUCACCAAGACCCACACCAGCAGCACCGGCUUGUGGGGCCUGGUCAACAAUGCCGGCCACAAUAAUGUCGUGGCCGACGUGGAGCUGUCCCCCGUGGACACUUUCCGCAGCUGCAUGGAGGUGAACUUCUUCGGCACGCUCGAGCUAACCAAGGGCCUCCUGCCGCUGCUGCGCCGUUCCCGGGGUCGCAUUGUGACCUUGGGCAGCCCAGCAGGAGACAUGCCGUACCCCUGCCUGGCAGCCUACGGCACCUCCAAAGCUGCCACGGUUCUGCUCAUGGACAUCUUCAGCAGUGAACUGCUGCCCUGGGGUGUCAAAGUCAGCGUCAUUCAGCCUGGCUGCUUCAGGACAGAAUCUGUGAGGAACGAGGGCCUCUGGGAGCAGCGCAAGGACCUGCUGCUGGCCAACCUGCCGCGGGAGCUCCUGCAGGCCUACGGCAAGGACUACAUCGAGCACUUGCACGGCCAGUUCCUGCACUCACUGCGCCUGGCCAUGCCCGACCUCAGCCCGGUUGUCGACGCCAUCACCGACGCGCUGCUGGCAGCCCAGCCCCGCCGCCGCUACUACCCGGGCCGAGGCGUGGGGCUUAUGUAUUUCAUCCACCACUACCUGCCCGAGGGCCUGCGGCGCCGCUUCCUGCAGACCUUCUUCAUCAACCCCUGUCUGCCGCGGGCGCUGCGCUCUGGCCAGCCCGGCCUGACCCAGGCCCAGGAUGCAGACCACGACCCGGAGCCAAACCCGGGCGGCCCUUCACCUGUGGUGGCCCGGUGAGCAGCGUGCACCGGCGAGGCCUGCUGCGCCAGCCAGGGCAGUCCCAGGGGUUCCCGGCAGCGCCCCUCCCUGAGGCCUGUGGACCUGCAAGUCAGCCCCGAGCCCGCAGGCCCCUCACUCAGCCCAGGGCCAACGCCCAGGCUGGGCUGGAUGAGACCAAGGCUGCUGCUUCCUGAGCCCAAACAGCCUCCUGGCCGCUGGGCUCCACAUGCAACUCAGCGGGUGGCUUGGGGGAGCCCACGCAGGACCCCCGCAACUGUGGGCAGGCCUGUCAGAUGGUGUUGCUGCCCAUUACGGAGUGACCGGGAAGAUGGGGGGAACCCCACCCUCAGGACUCUUUCUUGGCGUCAGUGCCUCAGUGCUGCGAUUUGAAGGGUGAACCUUGUUUCUUGAAUGGCUCAAGAAUGAAGGCCCCAGCGACACGACUCCGAGCCCCCGCUCCC